UGCGCCAGUUUCCCGACAGCCGACAGCUCGGUCGUUACGAGAGGCCAUAUUGUCGUCGAGGCGCCUCCUUUUCACCCCAUUUUCCCGUGCUUUUCCCGUGCUUUUCGGGCUGUCAGUGGCGUGACUGCUCGGCGGUCGUUGCUCGCGCCCCGGGGACCGCUGUAAGGGCGGAGCCAGCGCGUUGGAGCCGUCGGAGGACCGACACAGUCGAGUCGCAGACGGCCCGUGUUCAAGGCCUAUGCGAUGACGCAUCCUCCAUCCGGGGCUCGCUCCCGGACUGUCAACACCUUUCCUUCCAUCAGCUUAUGGCCGUUUCUUCUCCUCGGCCUGCAGGCCCUUUUAGCUUUCCAGGCUAACGUUGUGUCCGCUGAACACACAUGUGUUUGGCGUGGUGUCUGUAAUGAAGAUGAAGAGAAACCUCAGUAUUGCCCUUACAAUGGCACUGCCCAAGAGCUCUAUCAAGAAGGGGUUGUGCUACUUCGCAAAUGGUGCCCCGCGUACUUGGAGCGCAACAGCAUUGGUGGUACCAUACAAACAUGUUGUGACGUAGAUCAGCUACAGGCAUUGGAUAGAAACAUCCGACUUGCUCAUCAGUUUCUCAAACACUGCCCAUCAUGUAUGGACAACUUUGCUGAGCAUUUCUGUGUCAUGACCUGUGCAGCAGAUCAGUCUAAAUUUAUGAAUAUAACAGGGCUGCAAAAGAAUGUAAUUGGUAACAAGACAGUGGAGUCAGUUUCUUCUGUGGAUGUGCUUGUUACAAAUAAGUCACUUCAAGGCAUCUUUGACUCUUGCGCUGGUGUAUUUGUGCCAUCUUCUGGUCAACGUGCUCUGGAUCUUAUGUGUGGACCAUGGGGAUCUUCUCUCUGCACUGCUUUGAGGUGGUUUGCUUUCAUUGGAUCAACAGGAGAGGCAAAUCCCUUUGCUCCGUUUGCCAUAUCAUAUCACGCAUCAGAUGUGCCUGUCAGCACAGCAAUUCCAAUGGACUUUCCUGUUGCACCUUGCUAUGUUGGGUCAAAUGGAAAGCCGCCUUGCAGUUGUGUUGAUUGCCAGCAAAGCUGUCCUGCGCCCUUGCCACCAUCUCCUCCAGAAGAACCAUUUGUCAUUGCGGGCAAAGAUGGCAUUACUGUAGUUAUGUUUCUGGUGUUCAUCAUAGGCAGCUGUGUAUUUGUGGGAUUGGUGACCUUGUGUCCUAAUCUGUGUGCUUAUACAGCAUCUCUGGUGACAAGAAAUGGUGGUGAUAGUGGUAGACUGUCAGUUGGUCAGUCUGUGGGAAGGCGAUUUGCAGGCAUGAAUCAAAUGCAGCAACCUGUAUUUGGUGAUGAUGAAGAAAGCCCUUUGCAGUCCAAACGUUCCAGUGUAGCUAGUGACAUUGAUGGCAUUGAUGGCUCUGAUAAGCCUCAGUCACAAGCUUCUUGUUAUGAGAAGCUUGGAGCAGUAAUAGAUGAAAAAUUAGAGGCCUUCUUCACAAAAUGGGGGACAGUGUGCGCAGGACGGCCCUGGCUAACCAUGGGCCUUACAUUUGUUGUGGUUGUCAUCUUGUGUUACGGUGUCACAUUCCUGAAAAUCACAACUGAUCCUGUUGAUCUUUGGGCUUCGCCUGAGAGUCGCUCUAGACUGGAACGAGAAUAUUAUGAUGAGAAAUUUGAGCCCUUCUACCGAACUGAACACAUCAUAAUCAGAGCAAAGGGUUUGGACAAUGUUUAUCAUGACACAUCCAAGGGUAGAUUGACAUUUGGCCCAGUGUUCAACAAAGAUUUUUUGAUGGAUGUUUUAGAACUCCAAAAGCAAAUUGUACAACUUGGGCAGAAUGAAAGCAAAGGUCUUGAUAAGGUAUGCUUUGCCCCUCUUCACGCAUCCUACUCUGGCACCAAGAAGCUCAAGGACUGUUUUGUUGUUAGUCCUUGGGGAUACUAUCAAGAUGAUGUUGAUAGGUUUGAUGAAGAGUCGACUGACCCCAACAACUUCACUGUUAACUAUUUAGACCAUUUCAAAACAUGUUCACAAAAUUACUACAACCCAGAUUGUUUUGCUCAGUAUGGUGGACCAGUUGACCCCACAGUUGCUUUGGGUGGCUUUUUGAAAGACAGAGAGGCAAUCAAGGAUCCUUCUCAAUAUCAAAAUGCAACUGCAGUUAUCAUCACUAUCCUCCUAAACAAUUACCACAACAAAACUCUGCUGAUACCUGCUCUGGAGUGGGAGGCCAAGUUUGUGUCAUUUAUGAAGAAAUAUGUCAACACUUCAAUGCCAGAACAUUUUGAUAUCUCCUUCAAUGCAGAGCGCUCAAUUGAAGAUGAAUUGGAUAAAGAAUCAACUUCUGAUGUCCGCACUAUCAUUGCCAGUUACUUGAUAAUGUUUGGUUACAUAGCUGUAUCAUUAGGUCAGAUUUCCACUUGUGACCGCCUUCUCAUUGAUAGCAAAAUAACACUUGGACUUGGUGGUGUAUUGAUUGUUAUUGUGUCUGUGGUCUGUUCUGUUGGCCUGUUUGGUUACAUUGGUGUUCCUGCUACUCUAAUCAUUGUUGAGGUUAUACCUUUCCUUGUGUUGGCUGUUGGUGUUGACAACAUCUUCAUUCUGGUUCAAACCCAUCAAAGAACUCCACGUAACCCUGGAGAGACCUCUGCAGAGCAUAUUGGUCGUGUCCUUGGACAAGUUGGACCAUCCAUGCUUCUGACCAGUUUAUCCGAGACAUUCUGUUUCUUGCUUGGUGGAUUGUCUGACAUGCCUGCUGUGAAAGCUUUUGCUCUAUAUGCAGGAAUGGCUCUCUUCAUUGACUUUAUUUUCCAAAUAACAUGCUUUGUCGGUCUCCUAGCUCUUGACACAGCCAGACAGUCGGAAAACAGAUAUGAUAUUUGCUGUUUUGCAAGGGGAUCAAAGAGAGACAUUGCUCCAAAUAAUGGAGCACUUUACAAGCUCUUUGAGGUUGCUUAUGUGCCCAUGCUUCUCAACAAGUGGGUUCGUCCUUUUGUGAUGGUUGUCUUCUUUGGUUGGCUAUGCUCAAGUCUUGCAGUUAUACCUCAUAUAGAUGUGGGUUUGGAUCAAGAACAGUCAGUUCCUGAUGAUUCUCCUGUUCAAAAGUACUUCUUAUACCUCAAAAAUUACCUAUCUGUUGGGCCCCCAGUUUACUUUGUUGUCACAGAUGGCUUAGACUAUUCAGAUCCAAAAACUCAAAAUAUGAUUUGUUCUGGCCUAACAUGUGAUAAAGAUUCACUUCUUACACAGCUGUAUAGUGCUUCUCAAACUCCCAGCAGGACAUACAUCUCAAGACCUCCUUCAUCUUGGAUUGAUGAUUACAUGAGCUGGCUAGAUAUUCCAGGCUGCUGCAAGGAAUCGAAGGUCAAUGGAAGUUUCUGUCCCCACACUAGUAGAAGGUGUAAGACAUGUAAAGUUAAUUUGGACAACACCACUAGACGCCCCGACCCAAGCACAUUCAGCAAAUAUGUUUCUUUCUUCUUAAACGACAACCCUGAUGCUGAGUGUGCAGUUGCUGGUCAUGCUGCAUAUGGCUCGGCAGUGAAGCUAUUACCUGGAUCCAACAAUACCUUCAGUGUUGGGCCCAGUUCUUUCAUGGCUUACCAUUCCAUCCUGAAGACAUCAAAGGACUAUUAUUCAGCCAUUGAAUCUGCGAGAGAGGUAGCUGCUAAUAUUACCAACAUGAUAAAUGGGAAGCUGAAGGAAAGUGGUUCUACGAAAACUGUCAAUGUUUUCCCAUACAGUGUGUUUUAUGUCUUCUAUGAGCAGUAUCUGACCAUGUGGCCGGAUACACUUGGAAGUUUGGGUCUUUCUCUUGCUGCUAUUUUUGUGGUCACAUUCCUCCUUAUGGGACUAGAUAUUUGUUCGGCACUUGUUGUCAUCAUCACCAUUGUGAUGAUUGUAACCAACCUUUUGGGUUUGAUGUAUUGGUGGAAUAUUUCUCUCAAUGCAGUAUCACGAGUCAACUUAGUCAUGGCGGUGGGUAUUUCCGUUGAAUUCUGCAGUCAUCUUGUUCAUACAUUUGCUGUGUCUGUGGAAACUUCAAGAGUCAAAAGAUCAGCUGAUGCCUUAACCAAAAUGGGCAGUUCGAUAUUCUCUGGCAUCACUCUCACCAAAUUUGGAGGAAUUGUUGUUUUGGGCUUUGCCAAGUCACCCAUCUUCCAGGUGUAUUACUUCAGAAUGUACCUAGGUAUUGUACUCUAUGGAGCUGCCCAUGGGUUAAUCUUCCUUCCUGUGCUGCUGAGUUACAUAGGGGCUCCCAUGAACAGAGCAAAGCAGGAUGUUCACAAAAGACAGGUGUUACAGAUGCAACAGCAAGGACAGAGCACGGCAAGAAGUAACGAGGCAUCGCUCGACAGUGACUGAUAUUCAGACAGAGGGGAUCCAAUCGCCAAGUUGUGAUAGGCCCCUCCAGGAACCAGCCUCGCAAUUAUGGCAGUGUCAACCAUGACUCAACUUGACCAUAUUGCCGCACUGAUUUUGCACCAAAGUGGUCGUAAUUUGUAGAACUGGUAAGACAGGCUGUCUGAAUUCAAGUUUAAUCUAGGCAUAAAUUGCCCCUUUACAGUGACCCGACUGUCCUGUAAUAUCCCAUGCAUUUAUAACUUCAGUUUUUACUGACAUUUUGAAACCGUCCAUUAAAUAUUGCACUAGACUUUGAGUUUGAAAGUGCAGCUUGUGUUCCAUAGCAAGUGGGCAGGGCCUGCUUAAAGAUAUCUGAAUUUUAAUGGUGCAGUGGCACUGUAUCUGUUUAGACUUAUUGUUUUAUAAGAAAACAAAUUGUGGUCCAUAUAUAGUGGGAUAUCUUUCCCUGUAUAGGAUAAAUCUAUAUUUUUAAGUAAAGUAUGUAAAUAAUGACAUCGAAUUUCUCUAAUGAUUGUUUUUGAGUUAGGAAUUAUAUUAGUAGGAAUUUUAUUUGUAUUUGCUGUGUAUGUGAUGUCAUAUUUUAUGAAUAGCGUAAUUAGUUUUUGUAACUAAUUUUUCUCCAGCAGGGCAUUAUGUCCAUUUGGUUGCAUAUUUUAUUCAUCAACUGAUGUGUCUUCUAUUCUCUGUGAUGUCUAAUUUAAGAAUUUCCAAAGACCACUUGUAAUGGUCCCUCUUACAAUAGUACUGUAGUUAAAAGCAUAGUUUGAUGUUUUAAUUUCGUGAUAGAGCAAUUUUCUCUUUGCGUAUACAUUUAUUUUAUGUGCACUGUGUGUAUUUUCAUGUCAAAUAUCAUUGUGGUCAUUGUGGUUCCCAUGUGAUAAAAGUUAAUCCAACCUUUCCUGGUCGUUCAUCUUAAGAUAUUCUAUCAUUUCUACUUAAGGUUUUUGCGCAUGGUUACUGUAUUUGUAUGACUUUAAUCCAUUGCAACAUUUUGACUGUUUUGUGUAGUCAGUGAUAUGUUGAUUUUCAUUCAGCAUUCAGUAAUGGUUCUACACAAUAGCUGAAAUGCUGGCCCUUACAAAUCACUGAGACAUGUGUUAAAAGCUUAAUUUGGACAAUGUGAUGAAUUAUUAUGAAUUGGCUGAACCGUUCUAAUCCAUAACAUCCCUUGACAAUAUUACUAAAACCUCUUAUUGGUAAAAUAUGUAUUUAGUGUCAAGAGUUGUCAAUAGAACUUAAAACUUACCUAUUUGUAAACUUUGAACAGGGAUUGUCAAAUGUGUUCAAUGGUAAUUUUUUUUUAAAAAAACAAUUUUUGCUUGGUUGAAUGUUUUGGCAUACAUCUCAGUCUAGCAUUGAGUUAUGCACAGCUGGGCAACUAUAUCAAAAAAAACCUUUUAGGUUAGUCAUGAGAGGGAUUGUAACCUCAGUAAAAAUUGUAUUAAAGCAUUACAGUUAUGUCCUUGGUACUUAAUCGCUGAAUUACAUGUUAUGUUUAAUGUGCCAUUAGUGUGACUAUCACAUUUCAUGACACCUUAAUAUCAUUCAUAUUUUGUGGCUUCUGUGUUCAUAAGUGUACUUAUAGGCUUGCUUUUCGUAAAUCUCAUUUGAGUUGAUAAAUUUUACUUCAGUUUUGUGCUUAUGUACUUAGAUGUUGCAGGCAUUCCUAAUUUCAUGUGGGGAGUGUAGCCUCAGGUAUAUCCAUAUUUUCCUAAAGGCACUUUUAUGUUCUGCUAUGUACUGUUCUUCUGUGGCUUCACCAAGAAUGUGUCCUAUUGCUGGCUUUUAAGUGUGAAACUAGUAUCUAGUGAGCUGUGUUGUGUGAAUGUCGCCCCUCUCCCCUUGCGUCUGUGAAUAAGCCCGUCUGUUGUUGAAGCCCCAAACUAAGAGGUGUGUGGAAACUUUUCUGCUUGUAGAAUGGUAUCCUGAUGCUCCUCUCUUGCUCAGGUGGUUUCUCAUCGGAUCAGCUAAAGAACUGUGUGCUGAUAGCUUACGAUAAUAAAUAAAUUAUGAACAAAAUCCCA
This is a messenger RNA of Frankliniella occidentalis (western flower thrips), 6359 nucleotides long. It is a transcript of the gene Npc1a, whose product is annotated as NPC intracellular cholesterol transporter 1. Gene Ontology annotation, molecular function: lipid carrier activity. The transcript is spliced from 23 exons. The record is from RefSeq and is a predicted model, not a curated record. Bases 244 to 4335 code for a protein of 1363 amino acids. Lineage: Eukaryota; Metazoa; Arthropoda; Insecta; Thysanoptera; Thripidae. Gene Ontology annotation, cellular component: membrane.